AUGUCCCUUUGUAGUUGAUUUACCUCUUAUACAUGGUGAAUUUCGCUAUCUUGGUUUACUGAGGGUACAUGUAAUUGAUGUCGAAAUCCAUAGUUUCAACACGUUUCACCCGCAAGAGAUCCCUCCUGCCCGUCAACAGGAUCCGUAUUCGCUCAGCUACCCGACGAGCCCUGAGAGGCAAGCCAUGACCGAUUCGGACAAGGACGGCAUUGGCAGCGAAGAUGCUGCCAAGCCCAGCCCGGCCAGUCCCGAUCAACGUCGCGAUUGGACCUUCGAAGGAGAUCAUAUACCCCCAGCAAGUCCCACGGAUGGUGCAGUUUCUAAGUAUUCCUUCAAGCAGGUGGGAUGCUCCAGCCUGAAGUUAGUGUCCCACUGUGGCAGGUCGACGGAAGCGGAGUGUGGUGGCACCUAUGAGAUCCACAGUGGGGUGGGCUACACCUGCUUCUGGGACACAAUGAUUUGGCCACCAGCCUGCAUCGCGUAUCACAAGAAGCCCGCGACGCCAAUUUGUUUGAAAGGAACUUGUGGUCCCGGAAGCGCCGCGGCGCCUGAUCGCUGCUGGUAGGGCGAAAAGAG
Cladocopium goreaui is the source of this 576-nucleotide messenger RNA. The record is from the annotation of a GenBank genome assembly. Lineage: Eukaryota; Dinophyceae; Suessiales; Symbiodiniaceae.